Oncorhynchus mykiss (rainbow trout) is the source of this 8180-nucleotide messenger RNA. RefSeq lists its product as uncharacterized. The record is from RefSeq and is a predicted model, not a curated record. Gene Ontology annotation, cellular component: nucleus. Lineage: Eukaryota; Metazoa; Chordata; Actinopteri; Salmoniformes; Salmonidae.
ACUCUCUCUCCUCAUCGACCCCGUUCCUUCUCACAGUGUGCGGAGGAAAGAGAGAGAGUGAAAAGGCGCCUCUGAUUACUCCGACUGAACCGAGGCAUGAGCGAUACCCCCCUCCUCCUCUCUUUCUCUGCGCCGGAACUCGGGUGACUGGAGCGCGCGUGUCACAGUGACAGCUCCACCAACGAAAGAGACGAGACAGAUUAUCGGGGAACAGCCUCUGUAGCUUUGUUGAACACUCGGUGCUGCAACAGCAAACACCAAAAACUCACGCGCUCUUUUCAGAGAACGGACACAGCUUCUGAUGCACCUGUGUCUGCAUGCACCAGAGAUAACUAUAAACUCGGUGACUGGAUUUACAGUUAUACACCCACGAACUAAACCGUCUGGAAUCUAUCAGGAAAAUAACGUUUUUUUUUCUUCCAGGGGCGCAAUACACCUGUCGACAGCAUCUAACUCUGCUCGGUAAAUCUGCUCGAGACGUUCUCAAUGCCAUCAGAUACCGCCACACUAAACACCCUCGCCUCUCCCCAGAACUGAAAGGAGAGAGGGAUAGUCAAGAGAGGGGAAAGGGAAGACGGAAAGAGAUAUAUAAAUAAUAACUAUUCUUUACCAGGAGCUAGAUUUCUCAUUUUACUUGAACAUUGGCAUGGCAACCUAGGGCAUCAACAGGCUACAAAUCCUACCGCCCUAACUAUUUAACGGACCCUCAGUGCAUUACUCAUGCUUAUUUAUUUAAGCAACCUGAAUGAUUAAUUUAAUAAUAAAGAAGAAACAGUUUAUUGAAGUUCCAUUUUCCCGGAGCAGUGGCUGAAUAUCCUCGCCUCCCCUCCCCUUGGUCGGACUCGGACACUUGACUCUGCUUCAGCUGGUGAAGAGUCCGGUAAGCCGGACGGACCGACGUCCGCAACACGCGAACCCCUGCGCAUGGGGGAGCGUGGCCCCACAAGGUCGGAUGUCGUGCAGCACGUGCUAUUACCUGGUCAUCAGCUCCACACACCUGAGCAACGGCCACUUCCGGCGUGUGAAAGGUGUCUUCAGGGGACCACUCUGUCUCACGGCCUCCAACCAAUCACCGGAUCAUGGUGAGAGUGCAGCAGGUACAGUGGAGAAUGAUGGGAAGUCGAGUUUCUUCUGUCAGCUGUGUGAUAAACAGUACCUGAGACACCAGGAGUAUGACAACCAUAUCAACUCCUAUGACCACGCACACAGACAGAGACUGAAGGAGUUGAAGCAGAGGGAGUUUGCUCGGAACGUUGCGUCUAAGUCGUGGAAGGACGACCGCAAGCAGGAGAGAGCUCUGAGACACCUGCACCAACUAGCACUGCUACGACAACAGACACACAGGGUACCAGGCCAGGUUGAUAGGUUCCGAGGGACAGUGAGAGCUGAGAUCCAGCAUUCAGAGAGACACUGUGGAGAGAAAGACAACAGACCAGGGGACCGCCAUGUUCCCUUGACCCAAACAGGGUUCAUCCAAACCACAGGGAACUCCCAGCGACCCGCUGUUACCCUACCUCUAACCAAGCCCCAGACGAUCCCUCUCAGCCUCCAGGGAGAGGACUCCCCCCAUCUCCAGACCAAGCCUCUCUCCAACUCCCAGCCCCAGCAGCCAGAGAACCCUACCCACAUACCCAUCUUCCCUGGAGGGCCCUUCCAAGCCUCCCCACCCCCAGCCUUGCAUUCCAGAUGUGGACCUUCUCUGGAGGAUCCCCAGCCUCGCCUGAACAGAUCUUCCCAGGACCCUGCCUUUCCGUGGGGCAGAGACAGAGGAAGGGUGGGGGUCUCCUUCUGUUUCUCCAGGAGGGGCCCAAGGCUAGAGCCAUCUGCCUCUGUCUUCUCAGACCAGCAAGAGGAGGAGGGGAGAGGAGGAAGAGUGCAGAUGAAGAAGGGAAGGGGAGAAGAUGAGCUACGUCUACGUCACCCAGACAACCUGUUACUAGGGCAACCAACCAACAGCCUUCACCCUGGAAACCAGACAGAACCCUCAGGCGGGGAAGAGGGGGAGGAGAGAGGAGAGAAGAGAGGAGGGGAGGAGAGAGACAGGUUCUCUGCCAGCCAUGACCCAGGCUGUCCUACCCACAACGUCAGACUGAGAGAAACAGACCAGAGCCCUGAACAUGGGACAGCAAAUGAUAGGGAGAAGGGGGAGGAGGGGGAUGAGAGGAACAGGAGUACAGAGCACAGACAACAGGGCCAUGAGGUGAAUCAGACUACUAUGUCUUCUUAUCUCCAUGUGGUUGCCAGAGACGGAUCCACCCGUCUGAGAUGGCCAGUAAAACUGCUGCAGUUUACCACAGCCAAACCUCACCUCUCCUACAGCUGCAAGCCCACACACUGGCAACCCCACACCAACCCACCACACUUUAACCCUGAACACAACCACAGUCAAACCAAGUCACACUGUAACCACUCAGCAAGCCAGCAGGAGACGGAGGAGACGCAGGAGACGCAGGAGAAACACACAGAGGAGUCCGACUCCCUCAUGUUCUCUAGCUCCCAGCCUCCUCCUCAGGACACAGAAAAUGUAGAAUCCAAUACAGAUCUAUAUACAGAGACAGGCGGGACAGAUGAGGGAGCCAUACACUCAUCAUCCUGUCAUGUUGUAGAGAAGACAGAAGCACAUGGAGUGACAGCAGCCUUCCAGGCAGAAGCAACAGUGCCAGAGAGUGGAGGUGAAUCUGGGUUGAGAUGGCACCACCCCCUCUUCGGGAACGGUGACCCCCUUUGCAGUGACAACACUCACACAAACCCCCACAAUCCCCAGGGAGGCAGAUUAGAAGGACAUGUGAGACAGGAGAGAGAACGAGCCAUCAGAACCCCCAGGCCUAAAUUAGAGGCUGUCAUCCAGCCCUGUGCCGCCUUGUGUGUGUGUGCAAGCAAGGUUAGAUGUGUGUGUACGCACGCUGCCAGCUCGCGCACACACUCUGUGGGCGGUUCAGUAAGCACUCCAACAGAUGUGUCAUGCCGAAAUGUAAACGACAGCACAAAGAAGAAGAGGAGGAGAGGGGAAAGGCAUAAUGGGACUUCAAAGAAGUGCGAGGGAGAGCGGCAGCGUCUUAGGAGCGCCAUAACCUCUGUUUCCACCUGGUGGGGCGGAAAGAGGAGAUGUGACAGAGACAGAGGGGGAGAAGGAGACAGGGAAAUAGAGCGGGAGGGAGAGACGGGCGGGAAGAGGAGAAGAAAGGCAGGGGGGAAGAGGAGGAGAGGGAAGAGGAGGAGGGGUGGGACUCUGUGCCUGGUGGGGGAGUGUGACUCUGAGUCUGUGCCCUGCUCUGACAGACAGAGGCUUCACAGGAGUCACAGUAGAGACCAACAUCACUAUAACUAUAACUCUGCCUCCCUGUUCAACACAGCACAAAGAGUCAGAGAGAGGACAGAGUAUUACAGCACAGAGUCUCAGCUGUAUAGAGAGAUAGUCAGAGAGAGAUAUGGAGAGGUAGAGAGAGGAGAAAGGGAGGGAUGGCCUUUCUACUGGUGUUCAGACUCCUCUCUGUGUACUACUUCCGGGUCGCCCUGGGGAAAGGCUCACAACCUCCCAGUGGCAUAUGAUGGUCUCCAUGGUUGCCACGGGGACAACCCAGUCUACAGUCGUCAUGACAACAUCCCUGGUAGCAGUAUUUCCUGUAGCCCAGUGAGGAAGAUUAAAUACAUCCACAGAAACAGGAAACACAUGAAUAGAAAGUGGUCAGAGAGUGAGGAGUGGGAGAGAACAGAGAGUGGGAGGAGGGAGAGCUGGGAUGGAGGGAGUAGAGGCUGGUGGGAGAGAGGGAGCAGGGAGAGGGGUGGUAGGGAGAGAGGGAACAGGGAUAGGGGGAGUAGGAGGCAUGGUUUGGUAAGCAAGGGAUCCAGUCCUGGAGGAGUCAGUGGAGGGGGCUGGCAUGGGUACCUCUCGACCCCCAGUUACAGGACUCUGGAGGGGGACAGGGGAUGGAGGUCUAGUCCUGGCGAGGAAGAGGUCUGGGACAGGGGACCAGGGAACUCAAGCCCAGACAGAUGUACCUGGGGCAGCAGUGACAGUUGGGAGGAUAGGAGGACAUACGAGGACAGAUACAGCUGGGAUGACAACUGGGAGAGACAGAGGUCCACUGAAGGUAGAAAAAGCUGGAGCAGGUGGGAGAAGGGAUCACAACCUAGCCCCAGCCCUGAUUGUUUUAGCUGGGACUGGGUUAGCAGAUGCCCUGACCUUAGACACAGCCCCAGUCCUGGCUCCCAGUCUGUCCCCAGUGUGCAGGUUACCAGAUGCCCCAUCUCCAGCACCAGCCCCUGGCCUGAUUCUAGCCCUGACUGGCUGCCCCGACGGCCCAGCCCUGGCUCCUGUAGCAGCAGCACCAGUGUGUCAGACCUGAGUGGGGGGUGGAGUAGCGUUAGUACCCGCUCAAGACUCAUCUUGACUGGGAGAAAAACAACAGGGGUGCCCAGGCGAGCACCAUCUCCCUCACCCACAAAGGAGAAACACCAAGCCUCCAGCCUUAAACCUACUCCUCCUAUACCUCUGCCCAGCACUGAUACCACCCAUCCACAGCACAGGAGACCCAACCCCACAGCACAGCCUACAUGUCUCUCAGACAGAGAGCCCAAAGCCCCCCCAAAGCCCAGAGAGGGGAACCCCAGCAGAACUCUGCUACUGCCACUUAUUGGGAAACUACCAGCGAUCAGGAGAGGAACUAAGAGACGAGGGGCAGAAAGAGAGAGGGAGGGCCCUGACCAAACAGAGAAACAGGAUCACAAUCAAGACCAGGUCCAGACACAGGACAAGGACCACAAUCAAGACCAGGUCCAGACACAGGACCACAACCAAGACCAGGUCCAGACACAGGAACACAACCAAGACCAGGUCCAGACACAGGACAAGGACCACAACCAAGGGAAGGAGAGUAUGAAGAAUGGAGCAGUCCAAAGUGGUCGACCGUGCCCUCAACCCCUCUCGUCUCAGAGCCCUGAGAAAACUGGAGAGGACAUAUCCUGUCCUUCCCUGACAUCACAUCCUGCUGUGACCUCAUAUCCGGCCCUAACUUUACCUCACAGCGGUCAGUGGUCACAAGACCCCUCCCCUCCUCUGGCUCAACAGCCAAUCAGCUUCAGCGCUGAGGAGAUGGGCAAGUAUCGCUGUCUGCAGGAGCAGGCACGAGAGCACAUGCAGAGACUGCUACAGGGGACAGAGACACACACACCGGCACACACAUGCCAUACCCCCUCCCCAGAGCCAUACACACAACCCACACACACACGUACACAUGUGGCACACACUCAAGAGAAAAAAACACACUCCACUUCCCUAAAUACCUCUCUAAAGCUAGACGCACACCCCGUACAAACACAGCUCUUACAGACACACUCUACCCCCAGCCUCCCCCCUCCUCAUCCCCCUGUCACCAUACCGCAGCCUCUAAUGACCCAGCCUCCUCCACUCACCCUUCAUCCUUUCAUUCUACAACACACAUCUUUUAGUAUGGCACUCUCAUCACCCUCCUCUACCUCUUCCUCUCUCGCCCCCCACACCUCACCACCUCAUCACCUGACCCUCCUACACCCCCCUCUCCCCCAUCCAUUCUCCAUAUCUUCUAUCUUUCCCUCCAUUCUUCUCUCCCAUCCUCCUCUACAUCUCCUCCCUCCCUCCCCUGCCUUCCACCCCUCUCCCCUCACCGCUCUCUCCCCCCUCACACUGCCACCACCGAGACCACCGUAUCCAGAAAGACUUUGGUCAUUGAGGUUUCAACAGAAAGCAUUAUGAUGCUCUCUGAUGACAUCACAUAGUAAUACAAUGCCAUGUUAGCAACUCCUGGACAAUAAUGCCCCAUACAGUAUAACAAUCCACUGAAUUUUCUUAAUUUGUGUGUGUAUGCGUGCAUGUGUUUUUGUAUGAGUGCAUGCGUGUGUGAGCAUGAGUGUGCAUUUCGUCGCUGUCUGAUGAAAACCUUUUAACUCCAUUUUUGCCCAUUUCCAUGUUUAUACAUGUAUUGGAAGCAUUAACUCCCCUCAAUGUACUCAAAAUAGCUUCUGAAGUUUCAUAAUUGUAUGUUUGUUAAUAAAAAAUAACAUUUAAAGCCUGAAACGUUGAGGGAUGAGGUUUUCCUUCGACAGUGACUGUGUGCACGAGAGAGAAGCUCCUUUUGAUCCCCAUUUAAGUAUGAAUCAAGGGAAACCGUGCACCUGCUAAGACAAGCUGGCUUCCUCUCAUCUCUUUCUUCCUCUCUGAACGUCAGGCACACUGGCUGUCUUUUGAAGUACCGUCAUACUGGCUGUCUUUAGAAGUACCGUCAUACUGGCUGUCUUUAGAAGUACCGUCAUACUGGCUGUCUUUAGAAGUACCGUCAUACUGGCUGUCUUUAGAAGUACCGUCAUACUGGCUGUCUUUUGAAGUACCGUCAUACUGGCUGUCUUUUGAAGUACCGUCAUACUGGCUGUCUUUUGAAGUACCGUCAUACUGGCUGUAUUCAGAAGUACCGUCAUACUGGCUGUCUUUUGAAGUACCGUCAUACUGGCUGUCUUUUGAAGUUCCGUCAUACUGGCUGUCUUUAGAAGUACCGUCAUACUGGCUGUCUUUAAAAGUACCGUCAUACUGGCUGUCUUUAGAAGUACCGUAACACCCGAGAGAGAGAGAGCGACAGACAGACGCCCAGGCCGUGAGCAGAGCACUAGGCCCAAUCCCCACUCCUACACCCGCCCAAGCCCCAUUCAGCCCCAAGCACAACACUGGACACUAUGGAACACAAAGCUUUUACUAUAUCUAGAACCUAACACAACUAUGACAAAACAACCAACAAAAACGGGUCACAAAUCCUGCAACUCUAUCGCAUGCUGGGUCUGGUAGGUUUCGAGGGGACUCCUUCAGUAGAUACACUUAAAACAGUGUUGGCAGUUGUACUGUAGACGACUAUCACCGAACUCAAUCCAGAGUCUGACACCCCUAUCAGAUCACAGCAAAAUUACAGUUUCUUGAACAGAGCAAUACUCAGCAUGAGGCAUCAGAGCCGAACAAACUGCAUGCUAUUAAGGAAUGUUAUAGAUGGAAGGAAAGUAGUGUAGAAACCUACCAAAAAACAAUUGGCAAACAAAAAUGUAAUCCCUCUUGGACAACUUCCUGGACAAAACAUUUCACUGCAAUAGUGAAGGUGUAAACCUGUAGUAGAAAGCCUAAACUGAAUAUUUGACCUUUCAGCUUCCCUAUCAAAUAAAAAAAUUCCAAGCAGACAACCUAAGAAAAUGAACAACAAUGACAAAUGGUUUGAUGAAGAAUGCAAAAACCUAAGAAAGAAAUGUAGAAACCUAUCUGUUCAAAAGCAGAGACCCAAAAAACCUGAGCCUACGUCUUCACUAUGGUGAAAUAUUAAAUCACUACAGAAAUACACUAAGGCAAAAGAAGGGACAGCACAUCAGAAAUCAGCUCAAUGUAAUUGAAGAAUACAUAGAAUCAAACCACUUCUGGGAUCAACACAAAGAGCUAUCUAUCCAAAAUGGAGAUGUAUGGAUAAACCACUUCUCCAUCUUUUUGGUCAUACACUCUUAGAAAAAGAGGGUUCCAUAGGAGAAACCUUUUUGGUUCCAGAUAAAAUCUUUUUGGGAACCAAAAAUAGUUUUUCAAAUGGUUCUCCUAUGGGGACAGCCGAAGAACCCUUUUAGGUUCUAGAUAUACAUGCUUAGAUUGUGCUAACAAAAAACAAAGAGCAAAAACGUAUGCAUGAUAAAUUACAAAUCUUGAAUCAACUAUUAAAGACAACCAGAACCCACUGGAUUCUCCAAUUACAUUGAAUGAACUACAGGACAAAAUACAAACCCUCAAAAGGCCUGUGAUGUUGACAAUAUCCUUAACAAAAUAAUCAAAUAUACAGACCUCAGCUCUGGCACCUUCUCCAAAAUUUGGAACCAAGGCCUGAUCACCCUAAUCCACAAAAGUGGAGACAAAUCCGACCCCAAACACUACCAUGGGAUAUGCCUCAACAGCAACCUCUGGAAAAUCCUCUGCAGCAUCAUCAACAGCAGACUCCUACAUUUCCUUAGUGAAAACAAUGUCCUGGGCAAAUGUCACAUUGGCUUUUUACUAAAUUACUGUACGACAGAUCACGUAUACACCCAAACUGACAAACAAACAAAACAAAAGCAGUCUUCUCAUGCUUUGUUGAUUUCAAAACAAGCUUUUGACUCAAUUUGGCAUGAGGGUCUGCUACACUGCUCAAAGAAAU